Molecule: messenger RNA, 696 nt
Organism: Polistes dominula (European paper wasp)
Lineage: Eukaryota; Metazoa; Arthropoda; Insecta; Hymenoptera; Vespidae
Source: RefSeq, a predicted model, not a curated record
AUGCAAUUCCCAGUGCAUGAAAGUUUUUUAGACUUACUAACUAUUGUAACGCAUAAAGGACUGCACAGAUAUAAGAAAAUCCCAGAAGGUGUAUCGCUGGCACCUGCGGAUGUACAGAGAAAAAUGGAUAAAUGCUUAAGAGGGAUUGAUGGUGUGAUAGCGUAUAUCGACAACAUUUAUAUAAUGGGAUACACGAAGGGAGAAAAUAUUGAGAGAACUGAAAAAGUAUGCGAAAGAAUAAUCGAAUGCGGUUUAAAGUUGAAUAAGAAAUGUAAAUUUUUACAGGAAAGUAUCGAGGUUUUAGGACUCGUAAUCGAUAAAGACGGCUUGCACAAGGCAAAGUCUAAAGUUGAAGCGAUGGUGAAAGCACCACAACCAAGUAAUUUUAAGGAAUUAAACUUAUUUUUAAGAUUAAUAAAUUUUUAUGCAUGCUUCUUGAAAGAUAGAUCGGAUAAUUUAAAACCGUUGCAUGAUUGUACAAGUGCGAGUGAGUUUGUAUGGGGUAAGAGUUGUGAAAAAGCGUUCGCAUGGGUGAAAAAUGAAUUGACAUCACCGCGCGUAUUGGCUACUUAUGAUCCGAACGAGCAGAUAGUGUUAACGUGCGACGCGUUACCCUACGGGCUAUCAGCAAUUUUGUCGCAUAAAUAUAAGGACAAUACGGAAAAACCAAUCGCGUACGCCUCGCGAAAGAUUUAA